AUGGAGCUUAAAGUGGCAACCAUUGAAAAAGAAGAAAACUCUAAUUUCAUUCUCGGGCACUCUCACUUCAUCAAGACUGUAGAAGAUCUUCAUGAAGCCAUUGUGAACACCAACCCAAAUAUGAAAUUCGGAAUUGCUUUCAAUGAAGCCUCUGGUCCUUGUCUGAUCCGACAUUCGGGAAAUGAUGAAAAGUUAAUUCAACUGGCGAUCAAAAACGCGACCAAUCUCUCAGCAGGACACACAUUCAUUAUUUUCAUGGAGAAUGGAUUUCCAGUGAAUAUUCUGAACACGAUCAAACAGGUUCCGGAAGUGUGUCGGGUGUACUGUGCCACAGCCAACCCAACACAAGUGAUUUUGGCAGAGACUAACCAAGGGAGAGGAAUCCUUGGAGUGGUGGAUGGAUUUUCUUCGAAGGGAGUGGAGAAUGAAGAACAACAGGGAGAACGAAAAUCAUUCUUGAGGAAGAUUGGAUACAAGUUUUGA
Molecule: messenger RNA, 483 nt
Organism: Naegleria fowleri
Lineage: Eukaryota; Heterolobosea; Eutetramitea; Acrasida; Naegleriidae
Exons: 1
Coding region: 1-483 (160 amino acids)
Source: RefSeq, a predicted model, not a curated record